Molecule: messenger RNA, 408 nt
Organism: Oikopleura dioica
Lineage: Eukaryota; Metazoa; Chordata; Appendicularia; Copelata; Oikopleuridae
Source: the annotation of a GenBank genome assembly
AUGCCACAAACAGUUAUCUACGCACGUGACAAAUGGCUUGCAAAGGAUGGGAUUAUCAUGCCAGAUAAGGCUUCUCUCUACUUCACCGCUCUUGAGGAUCGUAAUUACAAAGAUCAGAAAGUUGAAUUCUGGAAUAAUGUCUACGGCUUUGACAUGUCGAUCAUGAAAGAUGUCGUCGUGCGAGAGCCACUGGUUGACACAAUAGUCGCUGCUACUGAUAAUGGCAAGAAAGUCUUUCGACAGGUCGAGUACUAUUUCGGCGACCUGAAUCUCCAGCGAGAUAGAUUUCUCAUGGACGAAAUGAAAAAGGACGAAGGCUGGAUUUCACUUGAUACCAUGAUGAAGUUCAAAAGGUUAACCAAAAUCGUUGACAACAAGAAGGAAGGUGUCACCGCCGCUCUCGAAUAG